Messenger RNA from Trichobilharzia regenti, 2060 nucleotides. NCBI's taxonomy places the organism in Eukaryota, Metazoa, Platyhelminthes, Trematoda, Strigeidida, Schistosomatidae. The record is from the annotation of a GenBank genome assembly.
AACGAAGAGUAGUCAGGAAGAUAGAUCUGUCGUCCUAGUGAAGCAAGGUACGUUGCUCAUAUUUUUCUGUGUGUAUGUGUGGGUCUGUCUUAUCUUUAUGCUGCACUCAGUUUUUUCAUAAACCUCCCGGUAGGUAUCCAGUCUCAGUCACAAUUUUAUUUCAACACGUUGAAAUUCUCUUCACGUACAUUCUUAUAACACAUCUUAUGAUGUUCCACUAUUAAGACUAGUCAAAUCAAUAUUGAAAUGAUAGUUUAGCUCGACUGAUCACUGAUGAAUACUUAUUCAUAUGGUGUCUGGCGCUUGGCGUUGAUUGAAGUCUAUGAGUGAAGGUUUUUAUGUGAUAAAUAAGCUAACCAUUCCCACUGAUGUCGUAAUGCAUUUAGUAAUCAUUCAUAUCUUUCAUUCACUACACUGAGUUUCUCUUUAUGUAUAUUUUUAUUUCACAUUUUGUGACAUACUACUAAUAACAGUAUUCAAAGAAUAUUUAAGUAGUUGUUUAUUCUUAUUGCCUGAUGAGGAAUAAUUAUUCUUAUGUUGUAUAGUCUUUAAUAUUCAUUAAAGUUUGUAACAUACUCAGGAAGCUUAGAAUUCCCACUGUUGUCGUAUUGCAUUUAGAAUUGGUUUCACGCAAUUAAACUAAUCCACAGUCGAAUUGUUUUACAUAUGAAACACUGUUCGCCUAGUACAAAUCACCUGACGCAUUUUAUCAUAACACGAAUAUGCAGAAAUUAGAUAUUACCUUUGGUAAUAAAGAUUAUGUGAGGAAUCGUCACUAGUUAGAGAGAGAGAGAGAGACAGUGGAAGGCAAUCAGUAAGGGUCGACACAUUCAUCAUUCAACUUCAGGGUUAUCGACUUCAUGGAUUUUCGUUUUGAUGAAGUGUUCCAUACUAGGGCGAACCAUCUGUCCUGUUCUUACUUCAUCAUUCAUAAUUGCCUCAAUUGAUCCGUUUUACUCUUUUGAUAUCGUCUUUGUUGAUAAUGGAAAUUCGUUUCUAAAGUUAUUCACUCUCAAAUAUGAAUUGACUUUCAACAAUGCUUUUGUACAAUUUAGAGUCUUUCAAACCAUGGGAAUUUUAAUUCUGAGUGCGUUGGUCAUACUCCAAUGUGUAAUUAUCUCUACUGAAGCUGAUAAGACCUUGUUACUGCAUGUACGUUGGCUGCCAACUCACUGUUACCACCAAGAGUGCCAAGUGGAAGAUGGUCAGAAAUGGGAUAUUUCGAAACUCAGAUCGUUGCCUCAAUUGGAGUGGCUCAGUGACAGCUGUCCAAAUUCGCCCUUUGGAUUUUGGAAUUAUGACUUCGACACUAUAACUGAAUUGUCGAAAUAUUGGAGCAAUCCUUUGGAUGAAUUCAUGCAUCACGACCAUCUGUAUAGAGAAUAUGCAACAUGUACCGUUGUCGAUAGCGAUGGACCAUCUCCAAAUCUUUAUUUCAACCGUGGAAUAGACCUCUUCAAACUCGCGUCACCUAGAACAAUAUCGAUCAGAGAAGGUGAAACUUACUCAACCAGAGAUUUCGAGCAUUCGUUGAAGAACAAAUAUCAUGCUCAACCUAAACUCAUCUGUGCUGAGAAUGAUUAUAAUAAAACUUUCCUCCACGAAAUAGUCUUCUGUUUCAAUGAGCAUUCAACACUUGUCGACUGUCCCGCCGAAUAUGCAAAUGAUCUCCAAGAGUAUGUACAAAGCAUAUUUGACCACUCUGAAAGUGAAUAUAGCGAACAGAUUCAUCAACAGAAAGUUUGUGGAGAUUCAUUCAUUGUACCAGAAUAUAAAAUGGCUGAAACACCCAUAGAAGAACCUGAAGUUGAUUAUUCAGAAGAUACUUCAUCCUCUUCAUCAUCAUCAUCAAACAUAUUUUCAGGUUUCUGGAAUUGGUUUUGGGGUGUGUAAGACAAUCAAUCGACUGUGUGAAGGAAUGCAGACAAAAUAUGCACAGACGAUUUUGCUUUCAGUAGAUUUAGUGAUCUCCGCUAUUAUCAGCACAAAACUUGUCGUGUGAAUUCUCCUUUUUAAAUUUAUAUUUAUUUUUCAAGUCAUAAAAGUUGUUAAUAUAAUGA